CCCGAUUAUGGGAUGAGUACUAGGUAGCUCUUGGCUAGAAUAUAAUUGCGUAUAUCUGCAUAUCAGAAAUCUUCAACUUUGACUCAUCUUUUUAAUAUAAAGGUCCAAAUACCAAUUCGUCGUCCUAAUAUCCUAUCUUUUCAACAGUCAAUUAGCUCGAAGACGACCAUGGCUUCCCAGUUCCCUACUAAGAAAUGCGGCGUCUUAGGCUGCACCGGCUCCGUCGGCCAGCGCUUCAUCCUGCUGCUUUCGCAACACCCGCACUUCGUCCUCCAUGCCGUGGGCGCGUCGUCCCGGUCCGCGGGUAAGAAGUACAAGGAUGCCGUCAAGUGGAAGCAGGCCUCGCCUAUGGGCUCCGUAGGCGAGCUCGUCGUCCGCGAGUGUAAGGCUAGCGAGUUCGCAGACUGCGAUGUUGUGUUCAGCGGUUUAGAUGCGGACGUCGCUGGGGAUAUCGAAAUGGAAUUCCUCAAAGCCAACCUCGCCGUCUUCUCCAACGCAAAGAACUACCGUCGCGACCCACUCGUCCCCCUCGUCGUCCCAACCGUCAACCUGCCACACCUGGACCUAAUCCCGCACCAGCGCGCGCACCACAACCUUCAAAAAGGGUUCCUAGUCUGCAACUCGAACUGCGCCGUAAUCGGGCUCGUAAUCCCCUUCGCAGCACUACAAGCGCGCUUCGGGCCCGUCGACGCCGUGUCCGUCGUCACCAUGCAAGCCGUGUCGGGCGCCGGGUAUCCGGGGGUAAGCAGCAUGGACAUAGUCGACAACGUCGUCCCCUUCAUCUCCGGCGAAGAAGACAAGCUGGAGACGGAAGCGCGGAAGAUCCUCGGCUCCAUCAACGCCGACGCCACCGCGCUCGCCGACCAAGACGGCCUGCGCGUCUCCGCGAGCUGUAACCGAGUCCCGGUUCUCGAUGGCCACACCGCUUGUGUUAGUCUCCGGUUCAAGAAUCGCCCGAGUCCGUCUGCCGAUGAGGUCAAGGCUGCGAUGAGGGAGUACGUUAGCGAUGCGCAGAGGCUGGGAUGCCCCAGCGCCCCGACCCCGAGUAUUUUGGUCUUCGACGAGCCGGAUCGUCCGCAGCCGCGGUUGGAUCGCGAUUUGGGGCGUGGGUACACGGUUAGUGUGGGUCGUGUGCGCGAGGAUGAGAGUGGUAUCUUUGAUAUUAAGUUUGUUGCGCUGAGCCAUAAUACUGUCAUUGGAGCGGCUGGGUCUUCGAUAUUGAAUGCAGAGGCUGCGGUGCUUAAGGGGUUUAUCUGAGAGGGAUGAGAAAGGGGGAGAGAUAGGAUUGCUAGAGUGCAAGUAUCCUGCAUCUAUGGCGUUAGGUUGGUUCAUUUGCAUAGGUACGGGAGAUAAAAGGGGGUAGGUAGGCUUCGAAAGUGCGCUAUUGAGGUGGUAGAUGUGAGGCCCGAAUAAAAAAGAAUGUUUCGUUUGAUUUCUUAACUGCUUCUUGCCCAAGGAAGUCUUCUGCUGUUGCUUACUG
Messenger RNA from Annulohypoxylon maeteangense, 1480 nucleotides. Its product is annotated as aspartate-semialdehyde dehydrogenase. The coding region runs from base 169 to 1257 and encodes 362 amino acids. Lineage: Eukaryota; Fungi; Ascomycota; Sordariomycetes; Xylariales; Hypoxylaceae. Gene Ontology annotation, biological process: L-threonine biosynthetic process. Gene Ontology annotation, molecular function: protein dimerization activity; aspartate-semialdehyde dehydrogenase (NADP+) activity; NAD binding. The transcript is spliced from 4 exons. The record is from RefSeq and is a predicted model, not a curated record.